Molecule: messenger RNA, 2528 nt
Organism: Dendrobium catenatum
Lineage: Eukaryota; Viridiplantae; Streptophyta; Magnoliopsida; Asparagales; Orchidaceae
Exons: 3
Coding region: 1976-2248 (90 amino acids)
Biological process (GO): protein methylation
Cellular component (GO): nucleus
Molecular function (GO): protein methyltransferase activity
Source: RefSeq, a predicted model, not a curated record
GAACAACUCUCCGACAAUCUCCGGCAACGCCAAGAGCCCAAGCAAGAAACCCUAGAUCUCCAAUUACAUUCAAAUUCAAGAUAACCCCCUUUCCCUCCUAAUCCUCCUAAUUAACAAUAAAGGAUUCCUACCAAAUACCUAAACAGCCCUUUGCAUUCAAAAUUUUCCCUCCCACAUAAUCAAAUCAGCCCCAAGUGGGGUCCACCUUGUCCGCCCCCCUCCUUUCCAGGUUUUCGCCUCAGCCUGGUGUAGACCCGGGUCGGACCGGGUCCAGCCGGCCCCUCCUGGGCCGGUUCAAGCAUAACAUUUUGCAAGUAGGCUUUUUAUGUCAAUCCUUAGCAACAUAAUAUAACUCCGCUAAAAUGAUAGGGGUGAGUGCUGUUCUUAUGCACUCCACUCAUUUGUAAGCCUUUCUUUUUUCUUUGAGUAGUAGUAGUAGGAGGAGCUUUCAUUUCAUAUCAGGGGCGUGACUUACUCGGCUUCUGUAUCUGAUAUAGGCGUUUGGUUCUAUAUGUACCAAUCUCCAUAUCUCGAAAUGCAUUUUUAUUUGGGAAAGAAUGAUGGAUAGGUGGCCAAUUGUGGAGUGGUUCAUGAUUUCUUUUGGCUAUUCUAGAUUUGCUUGGUGAUAGAGAAAAGAAAUAUGGUCAUAAUUUUGAAUGUGGGACAUUUUUUUAGAGAUAUUUAAAGAAAGAAUAUUACUAUGAGAGGAGGGAGGAAAGUUUUGGCAGGGAAUAGUGAAUUUAACCAUGCAUGGAUCCAUAAGGGCUUCAAAGUAGAGUUUUUAGGUUUGAUUUAUUAUCACCCUAUUUUCAUGGAAAGGAUGAUUAUUAAGUAGGUUAGAUGAAGAAUGGGGUCACAAACCUAGGGUGGUAAGAGAGAAAAAUAAAGAGGGAGCAAAUAUGAAAGACGAAGAUGAUAGAACUUAAGCUACUAUACUUUUCAUUCAACAUCCUUCAUACAAACCUAAGGCACUCUUUUUUAUAGAAGUAGGCAUCAAUACAAAUCUAAAAUAUUCAAAACCAGCAAAGAAAGAUAUAAUGUGUUCUUAUUCUAUACUUGAAGCAUGAAAAAUAUUUAAAUUAUGUUUGAAAAAUUAUAAACAUAUAGCGAUGGUCUGCAUGCAGAAGAACUGAAAGUUGAGAUGGUUAUGCGUUAGUAUGGUGGGGUUACAUAGCUUGGGUAUAUUAUACAUAAAAAUGAGAAUAUGGAUGGGAAUAAAUUUAUUGUUGAUUGUUAAAAUAAAUAAGUUGAUAAAAGAAUAUCAUGCAUAUUUAGAUUUAUAUUUUUUAAAAUUUGCCGUUACAUUGGUUAUGUUGUAUGAAUUGAUGUGUUGGGCAGUAAAAAUCAAUGGUAAUUAAGCUGAGCUUGAUAAAAAUAAAAAUAUUAGGAAAGAUUUGUAGAAAAAUUAGCAAGUUUUUAAUAUGGAAUGACUACAUUAGUAGAUUGUGGGGAGAGUAUUUAUUGAAAACAGGACGGUGAAAAAUGAAUUUGAGUGAUUUGGACAUAUACAACAUGAGAUUAGAUAAAAUGUGUAGAAUGAGUGUAAAGUAAGAGGGUUGCUCAAUAAUCACAUAGAUAGAAGUUACACAAACUAUUUUGUGUAAAAUUGAUUUUACAUCUCAUCAGAUCAAUUCAGAAUGAUGAUUAUAAUGAUGACGCCAAAUAGUUUGAAUUAGGCUAAUAAUGAUGUUCAUUAUUAUGUUAGUCCAAAUACAUAUUACUGGCUCAUAAUUAUGUACUUCAUGCUGCAGGUUUGUCCUUAAAAGAAUUGCAAGUUUUCAUUUACGAGGCCUAGUUUGUAUAAGAUUCAAUUACUCUUUUUGCUUUCAAGUACCAACCCAUCUGUUUCAGGUCAAAGUACUCUUGGACCGCAUCAGAGGCUGUAGAAGCUGAGAGAGCAACACUCAUUUUAGCUGCUGAUGUAAUAUACAGCGAUGAACUUACCGAGUCUCUUUUCAACAUUUUGGAGAAGCUGAUGUCUCGAGGUUCUGAAAAGGUUCUAUACUUGGCAUUGGAGAAAAGGUACAACUUUUCUCUAGAUGACCUUGAUGUUGUUGCUAAUGGCUACGCAAGAUUCCGGAGUUUCUGUAAAGACGACCAAGAAUGUAGGAUGCCUGAUGAUGUGUUACUCCCCUGCUUCGUGGGCGAGCAAAUUGACAUAUUUAAGAUACCUCAGUACAUAAGGGAGUAUGAACGGGGUAGAGAUCUUGAGCUAUGGAGAAUAAGAUAUUGUAAGAAGAGAUGUUGAUGAUAAUUUGUUUUGUAUGUAGAGUAUGUGAUGACAAUGUGGACUCUAAACGGCAGUGACACAUAGCUAGCUAGAUUUUUUAUUUUAAAUGAAGCAAGUUUAAGGUUUCGUUUGGGAUGACUUUCAUACUGCUUCUUAAAACAGCUUUUUAGUGUAAAAAAUUUAAUUUUUGAACUAAAAAGCUGUUUUAAGAAGCAAUAAAAAAGCCGUCCCAAACGAAGCCUAAGUAUAAGAAAAGAGGAGAUUUGCAUUUGGAAUAAAUGUUCCUUCAAAUAUAAAA